Aplysia californica (California sea hare) is the source of this 10265-nucleotide messenger RNA. RefSeq lists its product as uncharacterized. The record is from RefSeq and is a predicted model, not a curated record. Lineage: Eukaryota; Metazoa; Mollusca; Gastropoda; Aplysiida; Aplysiidae. The transcript has 3 exons. Gene Ontology annotation, biological process: regulation of gene expression. Bases 233 to 7882 code for a protein of 2549 amino acids. Gene Ontology annotation, cellular component: nucleus.
GUUCAUUGAUUUUUCUGAAAAAAGUUUAGAGCAUUAGACUAGGUGUUUAAGUUCACAUUUUGACAUUAGGGUGGAGAAAAUAUCUGGUUAUAUUUAACCAAAAAGAAAAUUAGAAUUACGAGUGCUGUGCAGGGCUGGAUCAACGCUGACUGCACCAAACAGAAAGUACUGCUCCACGCAAUUCACAAUCUGCAAUCCUGACACACAAUCAAGAACCAGUAAGCGAGCAGCCAUGCCGAAGAGAAAGAAAAGAACAACGGUCGCAUCGUCAAAAAAGAAAAAAGAUCAUGAGGACACGGUGUCUGACGACGGAGAGGACUCGCUGGAACGCGCGCCCGUGUCGAAGAAGGUGGCAGCAGCCUCAUCCACCUCCCACCUGGAAGAUGAGACUGACCAGAUAUCUCCGUUCUCCAGCAUUAACCUGGUCAAGAUCCGCAAAGGUUCCGGGGAAAAGGCUUCAGAGGAGUCCUCUUUCUCCUCUCACUUUUGGUGCAACUACUGCGAGUUCUCUGCUGAUUCUAAACGAGAGCUGGUGACUCACAUGCGGCAGCACAUGAUCAAGUGCUCCUUUUGUCCUUUCAACAGUCUUUCUCGCAGCGAGGUUUCUCGUCAUUGUAAGACAGAACACGACAAGGAGCUUGACGCUGUCCCUCAGGAUAAUGAGGUGCACCAGCCAGAGUGUGAAAUGGACAAAGACCCGUGUUCGGCGUGCAUAUUCUGUGAUUUCAUGACUUACAGCACAGAGCAUUUGGAGAAACACACGCAGCUUCGUCACCGAGGAAUGCUGCCAAAGUCCAUCGCUAAAAUGAUUUCAAAGCAAACAAGUGCUGAAGUGAGGAAAACCGACGCGUUGUUCUACCUGUCAGGUCCCGAGGAAAAUGCAGAGAGCACCCCCUUUCCCUCUAGCAUCACGAUUCACGAUGACACGCUGUCUACCUCCAAACUGAGUGAGAAGGAAGUAGAUUGUAAACCUCCAGCUUCCAUAUCAUCAUGGACUGAGGAGCAGGCAGAGAAAGAGGUGGAUAAAAAACCCGUGACCGGGCCUCUGAAAGUGAACUGGAAUGUCAAAGUUGAAACGAUGUACUGUAUGACCUGCCCUUACAGCAGCGUUUCGGUGGAGAAGCUGAAAUGCCACACAAUAUCUCAGCAUCCAGUGGGGGCAACUGUGGCCACGUUUAGCUCGGGUAGUGGGUUCGGCAACGUGCAGCCGCAGGAUCUCUCUUUUUUCUGUGUCAAGGAGGAAUGUAGCCAUAGCAGUACCGACAUGAACUCUUUUUGUGAUCAUCUCGUCGAAUGUUGCACGGACAUACAACUCUUGUCUGUUGCCGAAAAGGAAAGGAUCAAGUCGACUGUGUCAUAUCUUUUAGACUGUCAGAAAAAGCACAAGACAAAACUGUCUCCUGCUUUUCUAAAGUAUGCAACCAUCAUCACACAGGUCCAGCAACAUUCUCCGAUCGUGGAAAGUCCUGGCCCACAGGUCAAAAUAGCCCCAGAUGCCUCAAUAUCGGUGGAGCAAAAGAAGUUUGACAGCUCACAGGUCCCCAGUAGCAGCAGCAGCAACACUCCUGCCUCACUCCCAGCCACACAGUGGUCAACCCCAUUCAACCAGGAAUCUGGGGUGCCACAUCCAACAACAAUUCCACAUGAGACCACGAGAAAUUCUGCAAUGCAGUCCCCAGCUCAUUUCAAUCCUCCCCCUGUAAACACAAAUCAACCGACUGCAGGAAACAGCCUUAACAAUGGGCAAAACACACCACAGUUGGUAAAUACUGCUUCGGCCAUGCUUCCAGAGGCUUCUCAACCUAGUUUGCAUCAGCUUCCAGUCCAACAACAGACAGGACCUCUUCACACUUAUUCUACUCCCCAACACCAGGCUGGAGCCUUCAGUUAUCCUUCCAAUAACAUGGCUGUUCAGCCCAAUGACUUUCAACAACAAGGAUUUGUUAGCGGUUGUGGCAAUGAUGCCCAAUUUCAACCUCCCAUGCCAGCUGUCGCUCCUCUUCCCAACAGCCAUACCUCUCAAGCUGCUUCAUCAUAUCCUAACCAUUCAAAUGACAGUGGCAGGUUUCCCCCCAAUAAUCAACCUAUACUGCAGACACUGUCUGAUGGAUCCUCCAGCCAAGUGACAUUUAAUCCUGCGGGCCAUUCAGUUCCUCAAGAUCUUCCACAACAGUUUGCCCCUCAUCAGCCUCUGCCAAAUAACCAGACAAUGGUGCAAGGGAAUAUGCAACAGUCAAUGGCAAAUAAUGGGACGAUGGUCAACGGAAACGAGCCACAACCGUUGCCAUUUCCCAGUCCUGGAGAGCCAGCAAAUAGUUCCGGUACAGUUUGCCAGCCGCCAUCCGUUGUACCAUUUAGUUUUCCUCAAAAUUCUGGCAGCCAGCCUGCCCCUAAUACAUGUAUGCCCAUGAUGGAAACUCCUUCUCAAGGGCCUCAGGUUCCCUUCAAUAACAGUAACCACAUGCAUCAAAGGACAGACAUUACUAAUCAAGAACCUCCGUCGAGUGGAUCAUUUAUGGCUCAGCCUCUUCACGGUAAUUAUAAUCCAGGACCGAGUCAAUUAUCAGUUGGGAACUCGAUUCAGAAUAACUACACUGUACCAAGUCAACCAUCAAUAGGAAGUAUGGAUCAAUCCUUCGCUGAUGUGUCACAGCCUAAGAUGCUGGACCUCCUCUCAGACACUUAUUCCAUUUUACUGUCAGACGAUUCCAUGCCCACAAGCAUGCAGUCUUCCACAGCCAGUGUAAUCAACCCCCAUGAGAUUCCAUCGUCAGCCCCUGGACUCACAGAUUUUCCUAGUCAACAACAGCCACAACAACAGCAGCAACUUCAGCAGCAGCAGCACCCUCAGCAACCACCGGUUUUCCCCCCAGAGUCAAAUGUUCCCACUUUAGGCGGUGGGCAGAAUUCAAUGCUAGCGUACCAGCCGGAGGCGCCCAUCGCCCCUCCGGUGUACAGUGAAGGUCAAGGCCAGGCAGCCAACAACAUGCAACAUCUACCUCCCUUCGACUUGCCCCAGCAGCAGUCUCCUGCCCAGAUGGCCCCAUCUCAAGAAAUGACCAGCAAUCAGUUAUUAUAUACCAGUGCACAAACUCAGCAGCAAAUGAAUACGACGUCUAGUUUCAACAGUGCACCAAUUGUCCUUGGGGUUGAUUCUCAGCCUCAAAGUCAAAUGCAGCAGGCAAGUCAAAACGUCAACCAAUUUCCUCCAUCCUUUCAGGGCAGUGCGCCUGUUGCACAAGAUGCUUCUCAUAUGCCCAAUUUUCUCGUUUCCUCCACUGGCAUUCCCCACACCUCUGCAGAAAUGCCCCCUAUGAUGCAGCAAGCGGUUACCACGCCGACGUUCCUCAAUGCUGGACCUCGGCCCACAGCUAUUGCGACAGGUCAGAGAUUUCCUUCUCCCUCAACACCACAGAAAAAUGCUGGGCCAGGAGGGGGAGAUAAGGGUCAGGGAGGGGUGCCUCUCAGCCCCAGUAUCUAUCUGAGUGGGAAAGCGCCGCGGCACCAAAGGUCCGACUGGGUGGAGAGCGACAUGAGACCCAGAGGAAGCAUGCCCAUCCUGACAGCAGCUGUAGCUCGGCAACCGAGCGGUCUUCCUCCCUUCAGACCUGGAGCGCCUGCAGUGACGCCACCUCAGCAUGGGCAGCGACUUCCGUCCUCUCACCCUCCCUACAGAACUUUUACCCCGGAGAUGCCUGGCAACAGAGGGGCGUAUCCCAUGCAACCCGGACGAGGCUACAUGCCUCGAGCAGGUCGUCGAAGGGGUCGGCCCUCGAUGUCCAUGGGCAGGGGUUCUCGAAAUCCAACUGUCAACGACGAUGACGAUGUUAUUGUCACCGCUGUCACUAAGAUAAGGCCCGCACCAGGCCCUCCGGCUGGUCAAAGAAUGCGCGGUGUGAACAACCCAAGAGGUAGACCGGGUGGCAGGGCAAGGUACCCGAGUCAGUCACCAAACCUGAGAGGAGCCCCCAACAGAAUGUCCAAUGUGAGGCAACCCGGACCUCCCCAGCAGUACAACCCCAGCAGGUCCCUGGACGUGAGUAAACACUUUGAAGACCUGGCUUGUCUGGCGUCCUCCAGGGGAGACGAUGCUGGAGACGGAGACGAUGAUCUUCAGAUCGUCUCUGUGACUCCAGGGAAAGGGAAAGAUCCGAACGCCCCUAAAUCAGUAAAUGCUGUCAACUUCUCUUUCUGUUGUGUGUAUUGCGGCAAGGAUCAGGGCUCCAAAGAGGUGAUGAAGCGUCACAUGAAAGCUAUGCACAGUGACUCUUUGCUCGGGGCUUUCAGAAAUUUGCAAUCUGGUCAACUGUUAUUUUUUUGCCCUCAGAUAGGCUGUGAUUUCAUGACUUACAAUGAUGGAAAUCUUGCAGAGCAUAUCAGGAAGUGUUACAACACCCCAGACAACUCAAAGCUUCCGUUUGAUCUGCCACUGGCUCUGAAAAACCUCCGAGCUUUGAAAAUCACUCAAGUUGAAAUAAGUUCCUCGGCUGGAGAAAGCCAGUUUCACCCAAUAGAUUUGGAUGGUCAAGGCCUUAGAGAUAAUUUCAAUGACAGCCUCACUGAUGCUUUUGAUGGUAUGGUUGAAAAUGUUUAUGGAAGGGUCGUACCACGAAGCAACGCACCACCGAGACCGACGAGACCACAAAGAGGAGAUCUGACCCAAAACACACCUCCUAACUCUGCGCCACAAGGCCCUAGAGGCCCCAUCAGGGGACCCAUGUACAGAAACCCCCGCGGUGGGGGCCCGGCUGGUGCGACCAGGCCGUAUCAUCAAGGCCCUCCUCGUCCAACGAGGCCCUACAGAGGAAGAGGGGCGGCCAUGAAUCCAUCGGCUGCGUAUCGCGGAGGGUCUCGAGGCUCCCCUGGCGGGGCCAGAAUGCCGGUGCCGAGACAGCCAGGGUAUCCCGUGAGACCUCCAGGACGAGGCAGGGGCGGACAGUUUCAGAACGUGCCUCCCGCCCAGGGGCCCCCGGCAGCUCGGGCUGGUGCUACCGCUCUUGGUAACAAUCAAAAUGCCCCCAUUGUGAUCGACCUUGAUGCAGACUCCCCUCCAGGGUCCAGCGACUCACAGAAUAUGCAGCCAACUCCUCAUUCUCAACAUGUGAUGCCUUCAGUUCCGACCAAUGUAAACCUUUCUUACCCUCCAGCUAGGCAGGAAAUGGUACCAGGAGUUCAUGGUUCAGCUGGGGCAGCUCACUUGCAGGCAGCUCAGUCGGGAACUGCUUCUGUCAAUGGUACUGUUAAUUCAUCGAGAAAUGACUCCUCCAUAUACUCCGAUGCAUCGAGCAUCCCUGUUCAUCCUACCAGCUCAGUCGCUACAGCGUCCUCUAGAGAAACUGGACAUUAUUUUACCCACACCGCACCUAACAGUGGCACUCUUGAAACUUCUAGUGUUGCUUCACAGGGGAAUAAUUCUACUGGAAAUGACAAUCCUGAUGGUCGGCCUAACGUAAAGGACAGUACUGUAGAUACACAAGGAAAAUCUUCCCAAGUAGGAAACCAACAAGGCAGUGGAGAAGGCAAGUCGGACGAUUACAUUAGUGAAGAAGCCAAAGUGAAUAGUAUUUUACUGGAGAAGGUCUUUGCAAAAGUCCCCAACAUGCCAAAAAAUUUGUCCCGCCGUCUUGUUUCAAAAUUCAAACAGUACGCGACGUACAAGGGAGUGACUAUAACCCCGGACUCUAAGGUGAUAGAUGAGUUUGUCAGCAAAAUAUACUACAAAGGCUCUAACAAUGCUCAAAAUACUGGUGAGAACCAAAAUAACUCUAGCUCUAGCGGUAAUGCUAAUCCUUCAGCCUCUCAGCCCAGUCAGAGACCCUCUCCCGCACUACCACCUCAACCGUUGGGCCCGCCAGGUUCCAAAAAUAUGAACCAUUCUGCCACAGCUCUAGUUGCAGAGGAAGUGGCUGCAACUUCACUUCCCCAUUCUCAUGCGCAAGCAGAAAGUGAAAACUCUGUACCCGACCAUCAAACUGAGUGUUUAAACAGAGCUGACAAUACUGGGGAGAUAGUUGGAGGGAGUGGUGAGGGUUGUGGGCCGAGAGCAGAGGGUGACGCUGUAGAGAGUGAGGGAAAGGAUCCUUCCAACAAAGAUGCGAAAGAGACUUCUGAUGAUGUCAUCACCACGCAAGUGGUUCUCGCUCAGAGAUCUAUGUCGUUCUCCGGCCCUUUUGCAAACCUUCUCAAAGUAAAGCAAGAGGAGGAGAAGAGGUCCCAAGACAGUGAGGGGAAGGAGGGAGGAGGUCUCACUCAGGGGUCGACGACUGCAGCAGAAAAGCCUGCCUUGUCUAAAGGAGACCAACAGAUGCCAGAAACGCAAGACACAGAUGACCUUCCGUCGCUUGAUCCAAAAGAAGGACAGGGGUCAUAUUCGAAAAAUGUGAGAAGAAGUCUCUGCCCGGAAUUUUCCUCCCAGGAUGUGUCUGCGGGGAAAGAAAAGCCGCCUAAUGCGGGUGAAAAAAGCAGAAUGUCAUCGGACACUUCUCAGCCUUCUGAAACCUCCUCAGUCCUACCAGAAAAUAAUGAGACGUUGGUACCUGUUGACGUGCCUGUCAAGCAUGAAGCUGUCGUUACAUGUAUGCCUGUCAUAGUUUCAGAGCCUAUUGUGGUCAGGUCAAGUGUGGAACAUUUAGUAUCGGGGCAUGUUGGUUUGGAGGUUGACAUCGCUGGAAAGCCAUUAAGACCACUUGAUUUGAUUCCGAGUGUUCAGGACAAAGAUUCAGAGGAGUUGGAAUUCAAAGAACUGGCGGAUGGCAAAGGACUGGCAAAGUCUAAGGUGAACACAUGUGUCAUCGACAAAAGUACUGGAAAACUGAAAUUGAAAAUUUUCAAAAGCAAAACUUCCAGGAAAAGAAGAUUGUCUGCCGGACCUCAAAAUGAAAAUAGUUGUAGUAGUGAAGAACUCAGUCCUAGUGCAGAAAAAGCUGACGAGGCUGCAGGUGACAAUCAGGUGCCGAGUGGAGAAGGUGAGGCGGAACCUGAACAGCCAUUUGUGAGACGGUCGGAGAGAAAAAGGAAAGAAGUCAGCAAAUAUCAGAAAGGAGAAGACGCUAAUAUGAUUGAUGAACUUAUGUCAGAUGAUGACGAUGAGUACAAUGUCGAUGAUGAUGAUGACGAUUACGACGACGACAGUGAGAGUGAACGCAAACGCGACCACUCGAACUCAAAAAGAGCUAAGAGGGCGCGAAAGGCAAGUGAUCCGUCAGCGUUUGACGCGAGCACAAGGGGCGUUUUCAAGUGCUGGGUGUGCCGCAAACAGUUUGUGCGCUGCAAUUUUGUGAAAAAACACAUUAUCCAAAAGCACAAGGAAGGUUUGUGCGCUGUGUUUCUGAAGACUGUGGAGGAGGUGUGCACCCCGGAGCUGGUCCUGUUCUGUCCCCGACAGUGCAAGUACAGCACCACAGACACGGAGGCUCUGUCCAGGCACGAAGCUCUGUGUGAAAACCCCGUGCUGCAGGAUGAGGGGGACGCCUUCCUGCUGAUUAACCAGCAGUUUAUUGACGAGACCUCGGAACAGCUGAGCACGGUGUUGAGUGAGUAUUGCAAUUCCAUUCCUGAUGGUCCUCGUCCCCAUGGGGGUGAAAAGUUGGGCACCACGGACUCUAUCCCAGCCACAGAGAAACCCAGGGCCUCGGAAAGCAGCAACGAGUGGUCGGCCCUUGGUGUAGACAGCGGAGUCUCUUCAGGGACAAACGAGGAGCUGGCGGAUAGUUUCUCCACACCGACUGACUCUGCAGCAGGGCGGACCCCCGACAUCUUGUCCUCAGAAGUUGCUUUAGAAGUCCCAGUGGAGCUUCCGAUCUCACCUGACAAGUUGGAGGAUAUCUCGGCAGACUUUGCCAUGGAAGAAUUCGACACUGAUUCCAUAUCAUUGUUUGAUUAAUGCUGUGUCAUAAAAUGCAUAAAACAGAGUGGAAAUUGUCCAAAGGUGGCCACCCGUUGUCAAGGAGAAAAGUGGUUCUCUUAGGCAGCUGGAUGUCAUACACAGAAUCAUUGUAAUAUAAAAGAAACUCAAGGGGAAGGGGACUGACAGUUUUGCAGGUGAUUGUUUUCGAAAAGACAGGGUGUCAACACUUUAUCUUUCCGUCAAAUAUAAAAAGAGUCGUUAUUGUGUCGUCACAUCUUGCAUUUAUAGAAUAUAAUACUUCUUUCAACACUUGUAAUUCCUGUACAUCACAGGGGUAACUGUAUAUGCUCUCGAAGAUGUCGGGGUAACUGAUGGGUCAUGAUUAGGAGAAAGGUGCAACCCUUGUUUUGCUGAUGUCUGCUUUUUGGAAUCGUGUCCAAGGGUAAAUGCUUCUCUUCGUAUAUGCAACUCAUCAUUCAACAAGGAGAUGCCACAUAUAUGUAAAUAUAUGUAUAGUAAUGUACCUGUUGUAGGGAAAUUUCAAUGGAAUACAAGUGGACAGGUGGUGUUUUGACAUUUGAUCAUCACUUCCCUGUAAAUGUCUGAAUGUGUGCUUUCCUGUAAGUGCCUGAAUGUGCGCUUUCUUGUUAGUGCUAGUCUUUGUAUGCCUGCUUCCCUGAAAGUGCUUGAAUGUGUGCAGUUUGCUUGUGUUGGUGUAUACAAAAGAAAGAUUUUUAUUUCUGCGGGCUAGUCUGUUGAAUCAGGGGUCUGGCUGACAUGAUUACUUGCUGAAACAGUAUUAUACAAAGAAACAACGGAGAAAAACAUUGUUGCGAAAGUAUCUGGUCCUGGUUUACUUAUUGUCGACUUCAAAAUGUUUUCUAUGUAAGAAGUUUCUCUUCCAAAGGGAGUCUGCACAUGCUGGCAGAAUUUCCAAUCUCACAAUCACUUUUUGUCUCCAGCCUCCUUCUAGUUUUACAAAUUAUGUCAAAGAAAAUUUCUUUCAUUCGUGAGGAGUUCGAGAGGGUGCUUUGUUGGUUUUCUUUCUUUUUUUCCCCGUCUGUUGUCUCUGUCGUUAUUUCUUUUCCCUUGCUCUGAAUGAUGGUCUUUGUGUCCGUUAAGUGACUUGGCCGCAGUGAAGCUCUCAAGAAAACGGAGAUUCAGUAGAUUCUUUUGAAUUAGAUAUUCUCAUCAUCAAUUUUCCUUCUCUACAGAUAGAUCUGAUCUUUCAUGCAAGGCUUGUGAAUACUGCUGCCUCAACAUAACGGCUUUCACAUAGAAUUUAGUAUGCUUUGCCGUCUCUUUUUACUUUUGCAUGCGUGGCAGGCCCUGUCAGGCCGGGUCAUGUGUACAUAGAUGUGUAUGAUGAUAGGAAGUUGUAUUUCUUCAGUAGCCUUGUCUCUCUUUCCUGAAACACAGAUUUUUUAGGGAAUAGUGAGGUGUGAUCUACGUGACUGAUGGUUGGAUUUCUUUGUCUUUGCAUAUUUAAUUGAUUAAAGAAUUCCCCCACAUUAGGCUAUUUUUGUCAUUUAGUACUGUUGUACUGUUGGCACUGUUGUAUUUGUUACUUAAUAGUAUAGUCUGAUCAGAUUUUUAGUUUACAAUAAGUGAAAGUAUCAUAGGUUGGUACUUUUGUAUUGUGAAAAAGAACAUUAUUUUGUAAUGGCUGUGACUGAUUUUGGUUUUAGUUUUAACAUUUAAUUUUUUUUCUUUCUUCCCCCCCCCCCCAUUAAAAGUGAGUUUGAUUGGGUGGUUUUAUGUUCCUUUCUUUUUUACAGUAUUUUCUGUGAAGAUUUCAGGGACAGGGACAAGUAAUACAGUGUAACACGGAUAGCUCGAAUUCGUGGGGACCAGCCUCGGUAGUUUGAGAGAUCCGUAGUUCUAGGGAUAUCUUACUAAGAUAAAGAAGAAAGAAAAAAAAUUGGACCUCAGGCACAGUUCGACGGAUAUAUCAUUUCGAGUCUUCUGUGUUCGACCUGUCCAUGUUAUAGUGUAUGUUGUUAUGUGUACGCUUCUUGAAAACGACUCGCGGAUGCUCAAUCUGGGGAUGAAGCUCCCUGUUUUUCACCCGAAUUUCUAUUGUCAUAGAGUAUAGAGUGAUUGUUGUCUUGGGAGUUCUAGGAAAAAUGGGAAUUGUCUAGAAAUGUUUUUCAGGCCACUUUCCUGCUUUGUUAUUUUGCUUCAACUCUUUAUCUCGUGAGCAGGUUGUCCCACUAUGCCGGACGCCUCUCUUGAUACGAAACCUGAGAAUGACAUGCACAUGACUAAAUUGGCCAUUAGAGUAAAUCUAAACAAGGGGGGAAAUGUCUGGAUCACGGGCAGGGAGAGGCUUGCUGGAGAUAAAGAGUUCAAGUCUCAUUCAACUUUGUUCUGAUUUUCAUUAGUUUUUCCCUUACAAUUGUCUUAUAAUUUCUAAUAA